Osmia bicornis bicornis is the source of this 3843-nucleotide messenger RNA. It is a transcript of the gene Rev1, whose product is annotated as DNA repair protein REV1. Gene Ontology annotation, biological process: error-prone translesion synthesis; error-free translesion synthesis. Gene Ontology annotation, cellular component: nucleus. NCBI's taxonomy places the organism in Eukaryota, Metazoa, Arthropoda, Insecta, Hymenoptera, Megachilidae. The coding region runs from base 459 to 3803 and encodes 1114 amino acids. The record is from RefSeq and is a predicted model, not a curated record. The transcript is spliced from 6 exons. Gene Ontology annotation, molecular function: deoxycytidyl transferase activity; DNA-directed DNA polymerase activity; damaged DNA binding.
UUCUGUGCUGUAUAUUGUGUAAGCUAAUGAAACUAAAGUGAAAUGACCUCUCCAAUACAUACUUAUUAUAUGUAUACACGUUGAUACACGUUGACCGCGAUACUUGUACGGCAUUGAGAAUUGAUUAGCACAAUUAAUUUUUAUUUAACGCAUCGACAACAUGUUUAAACUUGUUUUGAACGUUUUAUGCAUAUUAGAAUCGCACUUGGAUUUGCAGAUAAAUAGUUGACAAAUAGUAUUUCUUUAUGAUAAGGUUAUAUGGUUCGUAUUUAGAAGGAAAUAUUUAAACGUAUUUAUUAUGAUCAAUAAAUAAAGCAUAGAAAUGGAUACUUUUAUACUAGUUAUAUCUCCAAGUUUUAUUUAAAAUUUGUCUCAAUGUCACGGAAAAAGAAAGGUGAAAAUUGGGGGGAAAGUGGAUUUGAAGAUUGGGUAUGGAAUAAUAAUUUUAGGGUGGGUAUAUGGCUGCUAAACAAGCUAAAUUAGAGGAACAGUUUCACAGUGAAGCCAUUAAUGAAACUAAGACAUCAGAAAUAUUUCAAGGAAUUGCAAUUUUUGUAAAUGGUUACACUGAUCCAACUGCAGAUGAACUUCGACGUUUAAUGAUGAAACAUGGGGGUGCAUAUCAUCAUUAUUUGAGACCAAAAGUUACAACCCACAUUAUUGCAACUAACUUGCCAUAUUCUAAGAUAAUGUUAUAUAGAAAAAGUCAAAAUCCAACUCCUAUAUGUAAACCUGAAUGGAUUGUGGAUAGUAUAAAAGCUGGUAGAAUUCUGAAGUUUCAGAAUUAUCUGCUUUAUUCACAUUGUACAGAUGUACAACCAAAAUUAAAUUAUAUAGUAAAAAGUAAAAAAGGUGAAGAGAAUGUUACUCUUCAAGAAGAUAAUAAAGCACAACCAAAUAAUGAAGCAAGUAGUUCAACAAAUAAUAUUGAUAAUAAACAUGUGACAGCAAAAAGUAACAUCACAGAUCAAGUUACUUCAAAUCCCUCAAUACCUUCCAGUUCAAGAGAUGCUCGUUCAUCAAAAAAUUCAGGAUUUAUAUCAGAAUUUUACAGUCAUUCUCGAUUACACCACCUCUCAACUAUGGGAACCACAUUUAAAGAUUAUGUUAAUGAAUUAAGAGAUAGAAAUAAUGGAGAAUUUCCUGGCCUUAUUAAAUUGAAAGAGUUAAAACAUAUAAAAUUAAACAGAUUAUCAUUUGGUUCUCAAUCAAGCUUUAAUAAUGAACUCCCUGAUUUACAAGAAGAGAAUAGAACAGAAAUUAGCCAAGAUCCUAUUAUAAUGCACAUAGAUAUGGAUUGCUUUUUUGUCUCAGUUGGUCUCAGAGAUAAGCCAGAAUUAAAAGGUUUACCUAUUGCAGUAACACAUGCAAAGGGUAAUAAAAAUCCUGCAAAUAAUAGUAAACAAGCUUUAGAAGAUGAGCAGGGUUCAUUAUCAGAGGUAGCAUCUUGUUCUUAUGAGGCAAGGAAAGCUGGGGUGAGAAAUGGCAUGUUUUUAGGGGAAGCAUUAAAAAUAUGCCCCAAUUUAAAACCAAUACCAUAUGAUUUCGAAGGCUAUAAAGAGGUUUCUUAUAUUUUAUACGACACUGUAGCGUCAUACACAUUAGAUAUCGAAGCAGUCAGUUGCGACGAAAUGUACGCAGAUUGUACAAAAAUAUUGGACGAAUCUUGCUUAACACCAAUGGAAUUUGCAACUGUAAUUAGACAAGAAAUAAAAGAUAAAACCGGUUGCCCUGUAUCAACAGGAUUCGGAAAUAAUAAAUUAUUGGCAAGAUUAGCGACAAAAAAAGCUAAACCAAACGGUCAGUUUUACAUACAACAAGAAAAUGUUGAAAGAUGUAUCGGUACUUUUAACGUACAAGAUUUGCCAGGGGUUGGAUAUACAACAUCGCAUAAAUUGAACAAUAUUAAUGUGAAAACAUGUACAGAAUUGCAAGCAAUUUCAUUAUCGACCUUACAAAAGGAAUUUGGCAAAAAAACAGGGGAAAUGUUAUAUAAUAUGUGUCGCGGUAUAGAUCAUUCGAAACUUAACUUAGAAUAUGUUAGAAAAUCGGUUUCUGCCGAUGUUAAUUACGGAAUAAGGUUUGAUAAUAAUGAAGAAGCAAUAGAAUUUCUAAAAAAGUUAUCUCAGGAAGUAUGCAAUCGAUUGAAAAAUGUUAAUGCGAAAGGUAGGUGUAUUACACUAAAACUAUUAGUUAGGGCAAAAGAGGCACCAAAAGAAACCGAAAAAUUUAUGGGUCAUGGUUUGUGCGAUUGUAUAACAAAAUCAAAAAAUCUUAUCGCUCCUAUUAACGAUGUUGAUAUUAUAACAAAGGAGGUAAUUGUACUUUGGAAUCAAAUGCAAAAAGUUCCCGAAGAUGCAAGAGGCAUCGGUAUCCAAAUAUCCAGAUUAGAAGUAUUAAAAAAUAAAUCGCGCCACGCAACUUUAUCGAGUUUCGUUAAUAAGAACAAACAAGGUGACGCGCCUCAUCGAUCUGUCGAAACAAAUCAAGAUAACGUAGCUCAAUCUCUAAUAAAAGCUACAAAUGUUAUGCCAUCAACUUCUAAGAGUGUAACUUCCACUGAUAAAGAGAUGUUUUACAUUCCAUCUGUUAUCAAUGAAUCGAUUCUCGCCGAACUUCCGGAAGAAAUACGAAAUGAAAUUUUGGAUGCGAAAAGAAACGAACACUUAACUAUUGUACCGAGAAACGAGAAGCUAGAUGUUAAAGUGUUAAAAGUUGACGAGAAAAAAUCUGAGAAAGGUAUACAAACGAAACAGGAACAAUUUUUUAAACAAUCUAAACCUGGUAUUCCAAAAUCAACGAAGGUGGAGAUGCCGCCUAUACAUGAGAUCGAUAUGUCUGUUCUGAUAGAACUGCCCGAAGAUAUACGAAAUGAAAUACUUAACGAAUAUAGUGUUAGAAAGAACCAGAAUCAACCGAAUAAUGAUAACACAAAUGAAAACAAUAGUGCUACAGUUUCAACUGAUAGCAGAGUUCAACAAAAUACUCGCGACGAGGAAAAUAUAUCUUUUUCACAAGUAGAUCCUGAAUUCUUAGCUGCGUUAUCCGAAGAUCUAAAACGAGACGUUCAAAUGUAUUGCACCGUCAAGAAAGCGGAAUGUUCGAAAACCAAAAAAGAUGAAACAACUCGUAACGUACAAUUGACAAAAGUUGAAUGUACAAAACAGAGUAAAAAGAUUGAAUUUAAUUCGAAAACGAAAGGUAAUGGCAAAAAUUCUAAAACCGCACCUUCCAAGAACAAGAAGAAAGGUAUACAAGCUGCGUUCAAGAAAUUAAACAAUGAACGCGAGUCGAAAAAUGUACCCAACAAUAGAAUCAAUGGUACCACAAAAACUGUAAUAUCUUGCAAGGAAACAACCGAAUCUGUUAACAAUCAGAUUACUGCGGACGAAGCCGAGGCUAUUCUUUCCCAUAACCGAACUAUCUUAGAAAAUAAUAGUGAAAAUCAACAUCAAGAUACUUUAAUUAAACUUGUAAAUCGUUUACUUAAUCUCCCACUCGAACAGGUAAAGAUGCAAAUACAAAUAUGGAUCACUAAUUCUAAAACCGUGAACGAAGUAGAUUUUUUGUCGCUUGCAACAUUUCUUAGCAUGCUUCCGGAGAAGAAGCGUAUCGAAGAUUUACACGUGUUGUUGAAAACCAUGCAUAGAUGUAUGACAAAAAGUGGAAAUUGCAUUUGGCAUAGGACAUAUAGGAAAACAGUAAAAUACGUUCAACAUUAUAUGCAAAUUGAGUAUAACAGCAAUCUAAUGGUACCAUCAAUUAAAUGCAAUCUUUUACAGUGUAACAGUGAUGUAAUGUAAAUUUCAUCGGAAUUUAAUAAAUUAAUAUUUUUACAAUGAG